This is a messenger RNA of Leucoraja erinaceus (little skate), 2832 nucleotides long. RefSeq lists its product as uncharacterized. The transcript has 2 exons. The coding region runs from base 1553 to 2440 and encodes 295 amino acids. Lineage: Eukaryota; Metazoa; Chordata; Chondrichthyes; Rajiformes; Rajidae. The record is from RefSeq and is a predicted model, not a curated record.
UUAUUGUGCAUUUGUGGUUGGGAGAAAAUAACAUCAGUGAAGGGCUUGAAGAUCCACCAAGGGAAGAAAAAGUGCUUGAGAGAGCAGAGACAUGGGCCUCGCAUUGACCAGUACUUCUUACGAAGCAACCAGUCAAAUCAGUCGAGUGAAGCACAGCGACGGGACUCAAACCAAAGUUCGCAGAGCAUCAGCACCCAUGUCACUGAAGAGGGUGAUACAAGCACAGAAAUGCCGGUGGAGGAGCCCACGCAACAACUACAAAGACCUCCAUUGGAGGGAAAGAUCAAAGGGCACAAACCUGGAGUGAAAUGGCCCAAAGCUGUUGAAAAGAAAGAGUGGGAGACAGUCAACAGUGACCUUAUACAUAUCUUGGAGCAACAAGUGGGCACAGCAGUGGAAAAGCUUGAAAGGAUGGCAACACAAUCUAUAGCUACGGAGAAGAACGGUUUGGGGUGAGUAAAGGGAGAGGUGGAAAUAAAUUACCAACACCAAUCAAGUCCAGGAGGCAGCAGGAGAUCGAGAGGCUAAUCAGAGAGAGGAGACAGUUGAAAAAGCAAUGGAAAAAAGCAACUGACACAGAGAGAGAAGGUCUCAUGCUACUCCAAGAGGGCAUCAAGAGCCGAUUGGCAACCUUGCGAAAAGCAGAGAACUUGAGGAAACUUCGCAAUUUCGUUGUCUCUGUACUGUACACUGACAAUGACAAUUAAAGUUGAAUCUGAAUCUGAGAAGAAAGAACACACAAGAACACGGUUCUACAAAGACCCUUUCAAGUUCAUCAAAGACCUCUUCGCAAAGGAAAAAAUUGGAACUUUGAAAACAUCAAAACGGGAAUUGGAGGAACACCUGGAAAAGGCCCACCAAGACACGAAAAGGCAUGAGCAGUUAGUCAUCCCACAUGACAUCCCGCCUAUUCAACCACCUGAAUUCAACCUGGACACCAGCCCUCCGAGAUGGAAAGAGGUAGAGAAUACUGUCUGGCGAGCUAGAGCAGCAUCAGCUCCGGGGCCAAACGGAGUACCAUACAAGCUCUACAAGAACGCACCGGAUGUGUUACGCUUUCUAUGGAAGCUCAUGAGGGUGGUGUGGAAGAAACAAACAAUACCUAAGGUGUGGCGAAGGGCCGGCGGCGUGUUAAUACCUAAAGAAAAGGAUGCGUCAGACAUCAGCCAAUUCCGGCCAAUAUGUCUCCUCAAUGUCAAGGGAAAAAUCUUUUUCAGCAUUGUAUCACAAAGGCUGUCCACCUAUCUGGUAACAAACAAGUACAUUGAUACAUCUGUACAGAAAGCAGGAAUUCCAGAAUUUUCGGGCUGCUUGGAGCAUCCAAGCAUGAUCUGGCACCAGAUCCAAGCAGCUAAGAAGGAGUAGAGAGACGUACAUGUGAUCUUCCACGAUCUGGCCAAUGCAUUUGGUUCAGUUCCCCAUGAACUCUUUUGGGAAUCUUUUGCCUUUUUCCAUGUACCAGAGCUCAUCACCACAGCUGACUUCAGUACAACAUGGCAGCGCUUGGAAGUAGGCAUCAUGGCAGGCUGCACACUCACCCUUGGCCUUUACAAUGGCCAUGGAAGUCAUCAUCAGGGCCUCAAAAUGGGUGGUGGGCGGUGAACAAACCAGGGCUGGGCUCUGUCUGCCACCCAUCAGGGCAUACAUGGACGACAUGACAACACUAACCACUACUGCAGCAUGCACCAAGCGGCUACUUGGAAAGCUGCAGGAGAACAUCAAAUGGGCCCGAAUGAAAAUCAAUCCAAGUAAAUCUCGAAGCAUCUCCAUAGUCAAGGGGGUGCUUAGAGACACAAGGUUCUGCAUCGGUGACGACCCAAUACCAACAGUGUCUGAGCAGCCAGUUAAAAGCCUGGGCAGAUGGUACAACGCAAGUCUUAGGGACAAAGAGCAGGUGCAACAACUAAGGCAAGAAAUUGUCAACGGCCUGGAGAACAUCAAUCAGACCCUACUGCCUGGGAAACUGAAGCUCUGGUGCCUACAGUUUGGACUCCUUCCUCGGACAAUGUGGCCACUGACCGUUUAUGAAGCCCCAAUAACAACUGUGGAGAAGAUGGAGCGAACCAUAACUUCAUACGCGAAGAAAUGGCUCAGGGUCCCACGAUGUCUAACUAACAUCGGCCUAUAUGGCAAAGGGGUCCCGGAACUACCUCUCACUAGUCUAACAGAGGAUUACAAGUGUUCUAAAGUAAAACUCCAGUUGACACUGAGGGAUUCUAGAGACAAGACCAUCAGUGCUGUUGCGCCGCCCCUAGUAACUGGCCGGAAGUGGACACCAUCUGAUGCAGUACCGCAAGCUUCAUCAGCCCUGAGGCACAAAGACAUCGUGGGGCAAGUCCAGCACGGAAGAGGCUUUGGCCUUACGACAAGUAAACCAACUUGGCGAAAGGCCACAACAUCAGAGCGGAGGACUUUGGUGGUCGAGGAGGUGCGGCGAUAGGAGGAGGCCGCAAGAAGUGCAAAGGCGGUCUCUCUUGCCAAACAGGGGCAAUGGAUGCAGUGGGAAGGUGUGGAGCGGAGGAAGAUCAGCUGGAAAGAACUAUGGGAAAUGGAAGCAAGCAAGAUCAGCUUCAUCAUCAGAGCGACUUAUGACGUGCUUCCAUCACCAAAGAACUUACAUCAGUGGUACGGCGAGGAUCCAACCUGUGCCCUCUGCCCAACUCCAGCGACCCUCAAACACAUCAUGGUCGGCUGCAAGACCAGCCUCACGCAAGGGAGAUACACGUGGCGGCAUAAUCAGGUACUAAAAAGCCUGGCAUCAGCCCUUGAGAACAGGCGGUGUGCGACCAACUCCUUGCCUCCGAGAGCAAGCAACCCCCCCCCCCCCCCCCC